CCCACGCGACGCCUGCCGGGAAUGGCCGUUUCCUCCACUCGGGGAUUUUCGCGCGCUGCUCCCCUCCCCCUCCGGCGCACGCCUUUUACGCGCCUCGAUCCUUUCCGUCGCCCCGGUGCGGAGAAGGUAGCGGCGUGCGAAGGACUGACACGGAAGGUCACCUCGAGGCUUUUUUUCGCUUUCCAUUCAGUUUGGUGGCGGGGUAUUUCUGCAGGAGCGUUUUGGCCAGCGAGUUGGAGAGGGUGCCUGGGCUUUCCUGCUUCGCGCCGCUGUUCACAGCCUUUGGAAGCAGCCGAGAAGUCCUGAAAGCUUUGGGAAAAAGAAGGAACGGAAUUAACAUCCAUUUUGUGUAUGAAAUCUCUUAUAUGUGAAGUCUCACUCUUCUUACAUAUGAAAAAGAUCUUAACCAUCUUGUGUAUGAAUUAGCAGCAGUGAAACGUGCACAAUGGUACAUGCUGAAACAUUUUCUCGUCCUCUAACUCGGAAUGAAGUUGUUGGUUUAAUUUUCCGCUUAACAAUAUUUGGUGCUGUGACCUAUUUUACAAUUAAAUGGAUGGUAGAUGCAAUUGAUCCAACAAGGAAGCAAAAAGUAGAAGCUCAAAAACAGGCAGAAAAGUUGAUGAAGCAAAUAGGUGUGAAAAAUGUUAAGCUUUCUGAAUAUGAGAUGAGCAUUGCUGCACAUCUGGUGGAUCCUCUUAGUAUGCAUGUAACAUGGAAUGAUAUCGCAGGCUUAGAUGAUGUUAUUACAGACCUGAAGGACACUGUCAUUUUGCCAAUCAGAAAAAAACAUCUAUUUCAAAACUCAAGACUUCUGCAACCACCAAAAGGAGUGCUGCUAUAUGGCCCUCCAGGUUGUGGUAAAACCUUGAUUGCUAAAGCUACAGCAAAGGAAGCUGGUUGCCGUUUUAUUAAUCUUCAGCCCUCAACAUUAACAGAUAAAUGGUAUGGCGAAUCCCAGAAGCUGGCAGCGGCUGUUUUUUCUCUUGCUAUAAAACUUCAACCCUCUAUCAUCUUUAUUGAUGAAAUAGAUUCUUUUCUACGAAGUCGUUCAAGUUCUGAUCAUGAGGCCACAGCUAUGAUGAAAGCCCAAUUCAUGAGUCUCUGGGAUGGUCUAGACACUGAUUUUAAUUGCCAAGUGAUAGUGAUGGGAGCUACUAAUCGCCCUCAGGAUCUUGACACUGCCAUUAUGAGAAGAAUGCCUACAAGAUUUCAUAUCAAUCAACCUGCACUAAAACAGAGGGAAGCCAUCUUAAAACUUAUUUUGAAAAAUGAAAAUGUGGACAGGCAUGUAGAUCUCCUGGAGGUUGCUAAAGAAACUGAUGGGUUUUCAGGAAGUGACUUGAAAGAAAUGUGCCGCGAUGCUGCACUGCUGUGUGUCAGGGAAUAUGUAAAUACUGCGUGUGAAGACAGCAACGAUGAUGAUGAAAUUCGCCCAGUGCAACAAAGGGAUUUGCAUCGAGCAAUCGAGAAGAUGAGGAAAUCAAGGGAUGCAACAAAUCAAAAUGUUCUGAUGCAUGUUAGUUUAGAUUAAUGUUAUCCAUAGUUUCUUUUGGUGACUGGUAAUUUAAAUAGUAGAAGUCAAUUGAAAACAAAACAAAACAAAAUCCUUUUAAUGAUUGUUUCUGGAAUUGCUUUUAUAUGCUGAUACCUAAGUUAUUGAAACUUAGUAAUUUUGCAGAAUUGGAUUCGGUCUGUGUGACAGAUCAUGACAUGGAGGUAUAUGGUCUUGCUUAAACCAAUGUCCUUGUUGCAGCCUUAAAAAUUUGUUGGUAGAUUUUCACAUGGCACAUGGUUAUUCUGAGAAGGAGCGGAGCCUAUGUAUAUGUAUAUGAGACGAUGUGUGUGUGUGUAUAUGAUAUGUAUGUAUAUCCACAGGCUUUUAUAUAGAGACAUAAUAUGUAGAAAACUUGAAUGUGAAAUCCGUUCAUUCUUUUUCUUUUUACUUACUAUCUGGAUCGAGUUAGAUCAUGGGGUUAAAAUAAUAAUUGCACAGUUCCCUAAAGCACACCCAUUUUGCUUUUUUGGAGAGUCGGGAGGGGUGUAUCUGUAAUAUAGGGAAAUUCUCAUUUCUCCUUUGCAUCAUAACUGACAGUAUGCGCUGGUGCCAAUGACCUAAAUAUAAAAAGUGCUCAAAUCUCAUGAAUCUUCAUUUUGUAUGAUCCUACAAAUUGUAUUUUUUAAUACCUUUUUUGUAUAAUUGAAACUUACCAUUGUAGGCAGAACACUGGAAACUACAGGUUGUUAAUGUUUUCUUUUAUUUCUGAAUUGUGAAUAAUGUCCUUUAUUUAAUUACUGGACAUAAAUAUUGGCAUUGCUAAAUUUGCUCUAAACAUUCUAAGUGGAAAUAACAAAAAUUCUAACAUAAAGGAUAGUGGCUUUCAAUUUUAGUUAAAUUUCUUUCUGUAAGACAGGGAUCUUGCAAAGAGUGGGAAAUAAUAUUUUAUAUUAAUUAUGAAAUAAUCAUAACAGGAAAGAUUGGAAUAAUAAGAUUUAUUUUCUUAAAUUCAUGUACUGCUUUUUUUUCAUAUUCAUAUCUGUGUUCUAAUUCUAGGUGUACUCUUUAGUUUUUUUUCUUUGGGUAUAGAACCAAAAUGUCUUUUACAGAUUAUAUCCUAACUAGAAUGGUUUAGGGUUUUUUCUAUGUGUCCAUUUCAAAAUGGAAAAUUUGUGGCCAAGGAAAAAACGAAUCAGUUACUGUUACAUAAAGCAAUUUUUGUCAAAUGAAAUAAUUCUUUUAAAAAUCCAACCAAGUCAUCUUAGAAUUUUAGUCCCAUUUAAGUGGCUGAUCAGAAUAUUUGGGAUUAAGAACUGAGUGGGUAAAUGUAUAUGUGAUGAUCAUAUGCUUUUACAUUAUGGAUGACAUUAAAUCAUAAUGGGGAUGGGGUGUCAUUCCCCAGUUAAUUUCCCUUUUAUUGCUAAAUUAGUCCUAUCCAAACCCCUUGUGCAUAUCUGAGGUAUAUAUCUGAAAAGAAGAAAAAUACUUGAAAAAUAUCUAUGCUUCUGGAUACGCUGCUCCCAUCUUUAGCCAUACAUAUAAAUACAGCUUGAGAUAUCAGUAAGUUAACCUUUUAAAGUCAUUUACACACAUCUCUUUUGCAAUAUGAAAUCCUAGGACAAAUUCCCUAGGUAGAUUGUAAUAAAAUAUUUGAUUUAAUUCUUCAAUUAAGUCUUUUAUAUUAAUGACCUUUAUUGUAUUCUGAUAGUAAUUCUUUGGUCAUGUCUCAAAUUUUAUUCUACUUAAUUUCAGCCAAAAGUAUAAAAUUAAUAAUUGUAUCUGAUCUUUCCAGUGUUUUCUAUGGCCUAUAAAUAAAUGUCACACAAUGA
Crotalus tigris (Tiger rattlesnake) is the source of this 3324-nucleotide messenger RNA. RefSeq names its product ATPase family AAA domain containing 1 (gene ATAD1). Bases 446 to 1531 code for a protein of 361 amino acids. The record is from RefSeq and is a predicted model, not a curated record. Gene Ontology annotation, molecular function: ATP hydrolysis activity; ATP binding. The transcript has 11 exons. Lineage: Eukaryota; Metazoa; Chordata; Lepidosauria; Squamata; Viperidae. Gene Ontology annotation, cellular component: mitochondrial outer membrane.